Messenger RNA from Tachyglossus aculeatus (Australian echidna), 3517 nucleotides. It is a transcript of the gene DLG2, whose product is annotated as discs large MAGUK scaffold protein 2. The transcript is spliced from 28 exons. Gene Ontology annotation, biological process: chemical synaptic transmission. Gene Ontology annotation, cellular component: neuron projection; postsynaptic density membrane; neuromuscular junction. The coding region runs from base 282 to 3365 and encodes 1027 amino acids. The record is from RefSeq and is a predicted model, not a curated record. NCBI's taxonomy places the organism in Eukaryota, Metazoa, Chordata, Mammalia, Monotremata, Tachyglossidae. Gene Ontology annotation, molecular function: kinase binding.
AAGGAGCGUCUUCUAGAUGGAGACGUAUUUUCUACAUUCGCGUAAUUCCCAAAUCCCCCCUACCUUUCCCCCCCAGUUUUGCGGGAAGCGCUAGAAGUUAGGAAACACUGGGCGGCGUUCCGUCCAUCUACGAUGGAGACCGGGCUGGGGUGUGAAAAUUGAACGGUGAAAGUGGGUUGGCAUCAGAUGCCCGAAUCCUGGCUUUAGUCCGGCAGGAACAAGUUCAUCCCGAUCCCGCAAAUCCGUGCUUGAGUCCAGUGGCCAAACUGGAAGAUCGAAGAAUGCCCGUCAAGAAGAAAGAUACGGAUCGGGCUUUGGCGCUGUUGGAAGACUACUGCGAAAAGCUAAGGAAACCAGAGGAGCAGCAACUGAGAAAAGCAGUCAGGAAGGUGAUGGGCAUCUUCAAGAGCAGCUUGUUCCGGGCUUUACUCGACAUUCAAGAGUUUUACGAGGUGACGUUGCUCGACAACCAAAAAAGCUGUGAGCAGAAGAUAGAAGAAGCGAACCAAGUCGCGGAGAGGUGGGAGAAGACGAAGUCUCUCGGCCCAGCCCGGGACGGCGGCCACAGAGUCCCAGAGCUUGUAGGAUUCAGUGGAACCGGCGGGCGUGUUUUAUGUGAUGAACAAAACCAAGAGACCCAGUGUUUGGAAAAUCAGCCCGAUGAGGCAAAGACCCAGCAAAACCAAGGCAAGUGCCCGGCCCCAAACUGUGCCCUCGAAGGACCCACCUGGAUGCCCGUUCAUCACUGUCCCAAGUAUCGCUAUCAGGAUGACGAGGCCCACCACGAUCAUACCCUACCUCGCCUGACGCACGAAGUGCGGGGACCCGAGCUCGUCCACGUAUCCGAGAAGAACCUGUCGCAGAUAGAAAACGUGCAUGGCUACGUCUUGCAGUCGCACAUCUCCCCUCUGAAGGCCAGCCCUGCUCCGAUCAUCGUCAACACUGAUACUUUGGAUACGAUUCCGUAUGUGAACGGAACAGAAAUCGAAUAUGAAUUUGAAGAAAUCACACUGGAGAGGGGUAAUUCGGGCCUGGGCUUCAGUAUUGCUGGAGGGACCGAUAACCCGCACAUCGGAGAUGAUCCCGGCAUAUUUAUCACCAAGAUUAUCCCGGGAGGAGCAGCGGCCGAAGAUGGCAGGCUCAGGGUCAACGACUGCAUCCUGAGGGUGAACGAGGCGGACGUCUCCGAGGUCUCGCACAGCAAGGCGGUGGAGGCUCUCAAGGAGGCGGGCUCCAUCGUGAGGCUGUACGUCCGCAGGCGGCGGCCCAUCCUGGAGACCGUCGUCGAGAUCAAACUCUUCAAAGGGCCCAAAGGCCUGGGCUUCAGCAUCGCGGGCGGAGUAGGGAACCAACACAUCCCCGGGGACAACAGCAUCUACGUCACCAAGAUUAUCGACGGCGGAGCAGCCCAGAAAGAUACAAGGUUGCAAGUUGGAGACCGGCUACUGAUGGUAAAUAACUACAGUUUAGAAGAAGUAACCCACGAAGAGGCCGUAGCGAUCCUGAAGAACACAUCCGACGUGGUUUACCUAAAAGUGGGCAAACCCACCACGAUUUAUAUGACCGAUCCCUAUGGCCCACCUGACAUUACUCACUCGUAUUCUCCGCCAAUGGAAAACCACAUACUCUCUGGCAACAAUGGCACUUUAGAGUAUAAAACAUCCCUGCCGCCUAUUUCCCCGGGAAGAUACUCACCUAUUCCAAAGCACAUGCUUAUGGAGGACGACUACACCAGACCUCCUGAACCCGUUUACAGCACCGUGAACAAACUGUGUGAUAAACCUUCGUCUCCUCGUCACUAUUCCCCCGUGGAAUACGACAAAAGCUUCCUCCUCUCGUCUCCCUAUCCCCACUACCACCUCGGCCUGCUCCCCGAUGCUGAGAUCACCAGCCAUUCCCAGCACAGCGCUGGAACCCGCCAGCUGUCCAUGACGCUACAGAGAACCAUUUCCCUGGAAGGGGAGCCUCGGAAGGUCGUCUUGCAUAAGGGCUCCACCGGGCUGGGCUUUAACAUCGUGGGCGGAGAAGACGGAGAAGGCAUCUUUGUGUCCUUCAUCCUGGCGGGCGGGCCGGCGGAUCUGAGCGGGGAGCUCCAGCGGGGGGACCAGAUUCUGUCUGUAAACGGCAUUGACCUCCGCGGCGCCUCUCACGAGCAGGCCGCGGCAGCGCUCAAGGGGGCGGGACAGACGGUGACGAUCAUCGCCCAGUACCAACCCGAAGAUUACGCCCGGUUUGAGGCAAAAAUCCAUGACUUGCGUGAACAGAUGAUGAACCACAGCAUGAGUUCAGGUUCCGGCUCCCUGAGAACCAAUCAAAAGCGCUCGCUCUACGUCAGAGCCAUGUUCGACUAUGACAAGAGCAAAGACAGCGGACUCCCGAGCCAGGGCCUCAGUUUCAAGUACGGAGACAUCCUGCACGUCAUCAACGCCUCAGACGAUGAAUGGUGGCAAGCGAGGAGGGUCGGACUGGAUGGGGACAGCGAGGAGAUGGGUGUCAUCCCCAGCAAACGGAGGGUGGAGAGGAAGGAACGGGCCCGGUUGAAGACCGUGAAGUUUAACGCCAAGCCAGGAGUGAUUGACGCAAAAGGGUCAUUCAAUGACAAGCGUAAAAAGAGCUUCAUCUUUUCACGAAAGUUUCCAUUCUACAAGAACAAGGAGCAGAGUGAGCAGGAAACAAGUGACCCAGAACAACAUGUUUCUUCUAAUGCCAGCGAUAGCGAAAGUAGCUACAGAGGCCAGGAAGAUCUCAUUCUGUCUUAUGAGCCUGUCACCAGACAGGAGAUUAAUUACACGAGGCCGGUUAUCAUCCUGGGCCCCAUGAAGGACCGGAUCAAUGACGACUUGAUAUCCGAGUUCCCCGAUAAGUUCGGCUCCUGCGUCCCACACACCACGAGGCCGAAGCGGGACUACGAGGUGGAUGGCAGGGACUACCACUUCGUCAUUUCGAGAGAACAGAUGGAAAAGGACAUCCAAGAGCACAAAUUCAUCGAAGCCGGGCAGUACAACGAUAACCUAUAUGGGACCAGCGUGCAAUCCGUGAGAUUCGUAGCGGAAAGGGGCAAGCACUGUAUACUCGACGUUUCAGGAAACGCUAUUAAACGGUUACAAGUCGCACAACUCUACCCCAUCGCUAUCUUUAUAAAGCCGAGGUCACUGGAGCCACUGAUGGAAAUGAAUAAACGACUUACAGAGGAACAAGCCAAGAAGACGUACGAUCGAGCCAUCAAGUUAGAGCAGGAAUUCGGAGAAUAUUUUACAGCUAUCGUUCAAGGGGAAACUUUAGAAGACAUAUAUAACCAAUGCAAACUCGUCAUCGAAGAACAAUCAGGGCCCUUCAUCUGGAUCCCCUCCAAGGAGAAGUUAUAAAGUAGGUCCCGUGCCUCCGACUUCCCGCAGGAGCAUAACUAGAAGAAUAUAUCAUACUCUACUCCUCGGAGGCUUUUCUGUUUCUGUUGCAUUUACGUUCUUGCGGUCAAUGUGAAUUUUUAUGAAUGUAUGACACAAAAGGGGGGGGAAGC